This is a messenger RNA of Aspergillus calidoustus, 1443 nucleotides long. The record is from the annotation of a GenBank genome assembly. NCBI's taxonomy places the organism in Eukaryota, Fungi, Ascomycota, Eurotiomycetes, Eurotiales, Aspergillaceae.
AUGGACCUGUCAAGAGGAAUAGUCGGCUGGGAAGAUGGCAAGGAUCCUCAGAAUCCAAGGAAUUACCCUCCUUCUCGGAAAUGGUUUCUUCUAGGUAUCGUCAGUAUCGUCACCUUGAUUAGCCCAUUUGCGUCUACCCUCUUUGCUCCUGCAGCUGAAUACGCCGCGCAAGAAUUCGGCAACGCCUCGUCUGUACUGGGUACCCUAGCGGUCACAGCUUAUCUAUUCGGCUACGCCGUGGGACCUCUCUUCCUAUCACCGCUAAGCGAGCUAUACGGCCGCAGAAUUGUUUUGAACGUGGCAACCACGCUGUUCGUUUUAUUCCAGAUUGGAUGUGCCCUUGCCCCAAACAUCGCCUCGCUCAUUGUCUUCAGAACCAUUACCGGAAUGGGCGGGUCUGCUUGUCUCACAAUUGGUGGCGGUGUCAUAUCUGAUCUCUUCGCCCCCGAGCAACGAGGGCUGGCCAUGUCGAUUUUCUCGUCGGGGCCCCUACUUGGGCCUGUCAUUGGUCCUAUUUGCGGUGCCUUUAUCGCCCAGGAUGUUGGAUGGCAGUGGAUCUUUUGGGUGCUCGCCAUCACAGGCGGCACCUUUACGACUUUUGUUGUCAUUUUCAACCGCGAAACUAACCCAGUAAUCCUAAUGGAGCGCAAGACACGCAAGCUGCAAAAGGAGCUGGGCAGACCUGAGCUGCGGAGCUGCUAUGAAAACAAAGACCAACCGCGGAUUAAAACCAACACGGCCGCCGUCAGCUUCCUACUCAACCGCCUAACAACCCCGAUUCAACUCCUCAUUUACUCCCCCAUCGUCACCCUCAUCGCCCUCUACAUCGCUGUGCUCUACGGCUGCCUCUACCUUCUUUUCACCACAGUCACAACCGUCUUCAAGGACACAUACCACUGGCCCCUCUCCACCAGCGGCCUCGCCAACAUCGGCCUUGGCCUUGGCUUCCUCACAGGCCAGAUAAUCUUCGGCCUCACAAGCGACAAAGUCCUGAAACGCCUCAAAUCCCGGAACAAAGACAGCAACAACAACAACAACCCCGAAAUGCGUCUCCCCCCCGCCAUAAUCUUCGCCCCCCUGGUCCCAAUCUCCUUCUUCUGGUACGGCUGGUCCGUCCAGAAACCCACGCACUGGAUCGUGCCCAUCAUCGGCCUGGCCCCCUUCGGCGUCGGCAUGAUCGGGAUCUUCAGUACGCUGCAGACCUACAUCAUCGACAGUUAUCCACGGCAUGCGGCGUCGGGCAUUGCGGCAAUUACGGUCACCCGCUCGCUGUUUGGCGCAUUACUCCCGCUUGCUGGGACCGAUAUGUACCGUGCGCUCGGGUAUGGGUGGGGGAAUACACUGCUGGGGCUUGUGGCGCUGCUGCUUGUUCCUGUGCCGGUUGGAUUUUAUCGGUUUGGCGCGGUUCUUAGAGAGCGCGCUGCUGCUAGGUUGAGGUUUUGA